AUGCCAGAGGAUCUGGGCUCUCAAGUCGAUUCUUUCUUUCAGUUCAGUUUCUCAUCAUCACAUUUUCUCUCUUCACUGGCGCAGUCAGGUUAUCCCGGCUCGGUCGUCAUGGCUGAAGCCCCGAACAUGCCCAUAACUCACUAUGCCACACCGCCAGAGCAAGACCACCUGCUGUCGCCAAAUGGUGACUACAUUUACCAGCCAUGGCUUAGAUGGGAUGGCCAAGUGACCGAACCCAUGUACGCCCCAAGUAGCUCAGAAAACUCCAUGAACUCCCUCUCGUGGGAGGCUCAAGGACACCAAAAUCACCCAAUCAAUACGAGCGGAGUAAUGGCCGAAUAUACGAGGGCUGGAUUAGCACCUCGACCCAACGACUGGCUUCCUCCAUACCAGCAACAACAACAGGAACGACAACAAGAACAUGUUCAGCUAUACCCAAAUCAACCCAGUGUUUAUGGCAGCCCUCCGCAAUGGCAAAGUUCAGAAUGUUUCUCCCAUGCCAAUUCCCCGUCUUGGCAUCCACAGUCCGACGCACAUCCUCAACAACAGCCGGAAGUCGCACCUCCCGCCGCCAAUACAAGGGCAGGGAAGAAGUCAAAUGGCAAGCGCCCUCCUUCGAACGCUCAACAGCCUACCAAGAAGUCACGAGUUGGGAACGGGGGCAACCCCUCUCCGGCAAAUUCGAGUUCAUAUGAUGACGGCGCGCAAUGGGUGGAAGGCGAUGGCGAGGACGAUGAUAAAGAGGACGACAGGCCUACUGGCCGAGAUACUAAGAAAACCUACCGGGUCAAGAACCGUGCCGCAGCGAAACGCUGCCGCGAGAAAACGAAACAAUACGAAUUGGACCUUGCCGCCAAGGAGAAACAAGUCACCCAGGAACGUUUAUAUCUCGAUGCCUGCGUUGCCGCACUCAAGAAUGAAGUGCUCACCUUGAAGAACCAAAUUCUUCAACAUGGAGAUUGCGAUUGCGAAAUUAUCCAAGGGUACAUCGCUAGAGCAGCAAAUGGAGUCAGCUCUGCACACCGAGGUUACAGCAUAUCGCAGCCGUCAGCUUGA
Messenger RNA from Colletotrichum truncatum, 1056 nucleotides. Its product is annotated as basic region leucine zipper. The record is from RefSeq and is a predicted model, not a curated record. Gene Ontology annotation, molecular function: DNA-binding transcription factor activity, RNA polymerase II-specific; RNA polymerase II cis-regulatory region sequence-specific DNA binding. Gene Ontology annotation, biological process: regulation of transcription by RNA polymerase II. Lineage: Eukaryota; Fungi; Ascomycota; Sordariomycetes; Glomerellales; Glomerellaceae.